Molecule: messenger RNA, 1452 nt
Organism: Metschnikowia bicuspidata var. bicuspidata NRRL YB-4993
Lineage: Eukaryota; Fungi; Ascomycota; Pichiomycetes; Serinales; Metschnikowiaceae
Gene: CTM1
Product: cytochrome c lysine N-methyltransferase
Exons: 1
Coding region: 1-1452 (483 amino acids)
Biological process (GO): peptidyl-lysine monomethylation; peptidyl-lysine trimethylation
Molecular function (GO): protein binding; protein-lysine N-methyltransferase activity
Source: RefSeq, a predicted model, not a curated record
AUGCACACGGCCGACUUUCUUGGGUGGGCAGGCCUGCGGGGCGUCCAGAUGCAUCUGUCCGUAGAGGUGCGAGCGAGUGGCUUGGGCGGCGUUGGGAUCUUUGCCCGCACCACGGCCGACGAGGACGCCGUCGUGCUCCGCGUGCCCAGAAGCUGCGUUUUCGACCUCCGCAACUUCUUCCAGCUCGCGGAGAAGUUGAAGGCGGGCGACGCCACGCAGCUGGCCGCGGCCAUCUUGAACGCGGCCUUGCACGCGGGAGGCCCCGCCUCGGAGUCCGUCAUUAUCCGCAGCUUUGUGUGGGGGCUCUUCAUGCUUCGGCAGAAACGGCGCCUGAUCAACGUCCCGGGCAUCGAGCAGAUCGACGCGUACCUACAAGUGCUCGCCACCACUCCUACUCUCGACAUCGAAGAGCUGGCCGAGGAAGCGGACGCCGUGGAGGGGGACUUGAGGGCCGAGAAGAGGCUGGUGGAGCGGGACUUUGCCCGGCUCGCCAGCGACUGCCCCGAGGCCGGCACGCUCAUGAGCCUCGCCCAGGCCUUUCAGUUGCACCAGGCCGUCAAGUCGCGGGUCUUGGAGAUUCCGCAGGCUGAACCCGAUCUGGACGACUACGACUACUGCACCAACAUCUCGUUGGUGCCCGUGCUCGACUUUGCCAACCACGCGCACGCCAACAACGCGGUGUUCGACGUGGACCCGGAGUCCAAUGACGUCAUCCUCCGCCUUGUGGCGAGAGUGCCUGCCGGCACCGAGAUCACCAUCUGCUACGACCCCGCGAACGCCGUCGAGCCGUUCCUCAAGACAUAUGGCUUUGUGCCAAAGGGCCCGUGCACCGCCGCCUGGCCCAUCCCCGACUUGGACGCCUCGUUGACAGAGGCCGUUGGGGGAAACGAUUACUCGGCCAUAGCGAAAUGGCUCCAGGUCCGUCCCGAGCUCCCCAUCCGGGUCGAUGCGGCCGGCGCCGUGGCAAUAGACUCUGCAAACCUCAGGUUGCCGCUCUUGUUGAUUCCCGGCUUGGCGUACUACAGGGCCUGGGCUACAGAGACUGCGGAUAUUGCUCGAGAGUUCGGCGAGACCGAGGAGGAAACCGCCGACAUCAUUGCCGAGCUCCGCCGCCAGGAAACACAUGCGCCGGUAGUGCAGGCGUCCGACACGGUGUUUGGCGUCACGUGGCACGACAGCUACAUUAGCCUUUCCCAUAUUUUGGAGCAGACCGGCACCAAGACCGAGCGCGCAGUUCUGGAGCUAGCAACGCGCACCGCAGAGGUGAUUCGAAGAAUAGCGCACGGGCCGGGGCCCGGGGGCGUGCGCGGCCCGGAACAGCGCCCUGGGGCUGGGGGGCCGCUUGGUCAGUACCGGCAGUUGCAAGCCCAGAUCUCAGAUAGGCUUUCCCGGAUGUCUGCCGAGGAAAUCACGCGUGUCGCCCACGAGGCCGUCGAGAACCUUCUGCGCUGA